GAUCUGGACCUGAACGCCACCUUUAUAACCGCCACUGAAAGUGAACUAUAGGAAGAACUAUAGGAUGUUAGUGAAAAAUUCUGCAGUUCUAUUUGCUUGGAGGAAAAGAAAUCCAAACCAAAAUAAAAGGUAGCAAAUCAAUAAUCUUAACGAACAAAAGCACCAUAACCUCGGGUUCUCACUGUAUCAGUACCUCUCUUUCUCUUUCUCCCCAUUUCCGGCUUUCGUAUGGUUGGUUUGUGCUUUAUUUCUCUCUAUGGAUUCCAAUGUUUUUAGUCGAUGUUUGUUCAAGAUAGUUAUUGUCAGUCUAUCACGUGAUCAAGAUGUUCCUCACUAGGACUGAGUAUGACAGAGGAGUCAAUACCUUCUCACCUGAAGGCCGAUUGUUUCAGGUUGAGUAUGCUAUUGAGGCUAUCAAGCUCGGUUCUACAGCAAUUGGGAUAAAGACCAAGGAUGGUGUUGUGCUUGCUGUCGAAAAACGUAUCACAUCUCCAUUGUUGGAGCCUAGUAGUGUUGAGAAAAUCAUGGAAAUUGAUGAGCAUAUAGGCUGUGCAAUGAGUGGAUUGAUUGCCGAUGCCCGCACACUAGUUGAGCAUGCACGAAUGGAGACUCAGAAUCAUAGGUUCUCUUAUGGUGAACCAAUGACUGUUGAGUCAACUACUCAAGCUCUAUGUGAUCUAGCACUUCGUUUUGGAGAAGGAGAUGAAGAGUCAAUGUCUCGCCCUUUUGGUGUAUCUCUUCUCAUCGCAGGUCAUGAUGAAAAUGGCCCGAGCCUAUAUUACACAGAUCCAUCUGGUACGUUUUGGCAGUGCAGUGCAAAGGCAAUUGGUUCUGGUUCUGAAGGUGCAGAUAGCUCCUUGCAGGAGCAAUACAGAAAGGACUUAAGUUUCCAAGAAGCUGAGACCAUGGCACUAUCCAUAUUAAAACAGGUUAUGGAAGAAAAGGUAACUCCAAACAACGUUGACAUUGCAAAGGUUUCCCCAACAUACCACUUGUAUUCUCCAGCCGAAGUAGAGGCUGUCAUUAGUCGCUUGUAAGCACGCUGUUAAAACUGUAGUGGCUCCUCAAAUUAAUGUCUGCCGCUUUGCUACUCUCUCUCUGCAAGCAACUUCUUCAGUUUGUUUUUGAAUAUACUCCACUUUGUGUUCCUUUCCAAUUUCAAUAUAAACUACAUAUGGCAUUUAUUUAUUAGUGAUACUUUACUUUUCAAAAUUUUGAAGUAUUCGUGUAACUAUUGGUUUUUGAAUAUACUCUUGAAAUAUAAAUAAAGAAGUAUUAAUUUACAAAA
Amaranthus tricolor (Joseph's coat) is the source of this 1288-nucleotide messenger RNA. Its product is annotated as proteasome subunit alpha type-5-like. Gene Ontology annotation, biological process: proteasome-mediated ubiquitin-dependent protein catabolic process. Gene Ontology annotation, cellular component: proteasome core complex, alpha-subunit complex; proteasome core complex; nucleus. Lineage: Eukaryota; Viridiplantae; Streptophyta; Magnoliopsida; Caryophyllales; Amaranthaceae. The coding region runs from base 324 to 1037 and encodes 237 amino acids. The record is from RefSeq and is a predicted model, not a curated record. The transcript is spliced from 10 exons.